Messenger RNA from Trichomycterus rosablanca, 3660 nucleotides. Its product is annotated as deoxynucleoside triphosphate triphosphohydrolase SAMHD1-like. The coding region runs from base 3 to 1910 and encodes 635 amino acids. The transcript is spliced from 16 exons. Gene Ontology annotation, cellular component: nucleus. Gene Ontology annotation, molecular function: dGTPase activity; protein binding. The record is from RefSeq and is a predicted model, not a curated record. Lineage: Eukaryota; Metazoa; Chordata; Actinopteri; Siluriformes; Trichomycteridae. Gene Ontology annotation, biological process: regulation of innate immune response; defense response to virus; dGTP catabolic process.
UAAUGAGCACCAGGAAGCGCCCGAAUGAGAGUCUGCAGUGUGUGGAGGAUUUUAAAACCCCUGAAAAGAAGCGGGGUGCAGCGGGACACAGAUGGAAAGAGGAUUCGGACUACGCGCACUGGAACACGGAUCAGAUCUGCUCUUACCUCCGCCACCUCGGACUGGAGCGGUGGGAAACUCAAUUCAGAGAGCAGAAAAUAACAGGAGUUGGACUGCGUUAUCUCACUGAUUUACAGCUGGAGAAGAUGGGAAUUGAGCCGCUGGGUUCCAGGCUGGAGAUCCUCCACAGUUUCCAGAAGCUCUGGCAGCUCUCCUCAGAGAAGAUGAAGGUCUUUAACGACUCCAUCCACGGUCACAUCGAGCUUCAUCCUCUGCUGGUGCGCAUCAUCGACACCCCUCAGUUCCAGAGACUGCACCACAUCAAACAGCUCGGGGGAACGUACCUGGUGUUUCCUGGAGCUGCUCACAACCGCUUCGAACACUCCCUAGGUGUGGGGUAUUUAGCCGGCUGUCUGAUCCAGGCUCUGAACGAGAGACAACCGGAGCUGCUCAUCACCAAUCAGGAUAUCCUGUGUGUACAAAUAGCCGGCCUGUGCCACGACCUAGGUCAUGGUCCGUUCUCCCACAUGUUCGAUGGCAUGUUCAUCCCAAAAGUCCGACCUGGACUACAGUGGAAGCACGAGAACGCCUCUGUGGAGAUGUUCGAUCAUCUGGUGCAGGCCAAUAAUCUGGAGCAUGUCAUGAUGGAGUACGGCCUCUCUCUCCCCGACGACCUCGUCUUCAUUAAAGAGCAGAUCGCCGGGCCCCUCGACCCCAAAACCUCGGAUAAUAAGUGGCCGUAUAAGGGCAGAUCAGAGAAUAAAUCCUUCCUGUACGAGAUCGUAGCCAAUAAGAGAACCGGGAUCGACGUGGAUAAGUGGGAUUACUUCGCCAGGGACUGCUACCACCUCGGCAUCCAGAACAAUUUCGACUACCGGCGCUUCCUCAAGUUCGCCCGGGUGUGUGACGUGAAGGGCAAGAAGCACAUCUGCACCCGGGAUAAGGAAGUGGGUGAUUUAUACGACAUGUUUCAUAUGAGGAACUGCCUGCACCGCCGAGCCUACCAGCACAAAGUGGGCACCAUCAUCGAGAUCAUGAUUACCGAAGCGCUGGUGAAAGCCGACCCUCACGUGAAGAUCGAGGUUUCGUCAGGGAGGACGUUCAGGAUCUCGGAAGCUAUCGAGGACAUGGAGGCGUACACCAAGCUCACAGAUCACAUCUACGAGCAGAUCCUGUACUCGUCCUCGCCGGAGCUGUCCGAGUCCCGAUCCAUCCUCAACGACAUCAUCUGCAGACGCCUGUACAAGUGCGUGGGUCAGACCACGUCCGAGUUUCACCUGGACGUCUCUCAGGCGGUGCUGGAGGAAUGGUCUCGCGAGGUCUCCGAGUGUAAACCUGAAGGGACUGAGGUCGAUCUCCAGCCUGAGGACUUCGUGGUGAAGGUGAUUCAGUUGGAUUACGGUAUGAAGGAGAAAAACCCCGUCAACAACGUCUACUUCUACUGCAAGAACGAUCCCACCAAAGCCAUCAAAAUCCGCAAGAACCAGGUAUCGAAGUUGCUGCCGGAGAAAUUUACGGAGCAGCUGAUCAGAGUUUACUGCAAAAAAACCGAGGAGAGGAACCUGCAGGCGGCCAAGAAAUACUUCGUACAGUGGUGCAUCAACCGCAACUUCUCCAAACCCCAGGAUGGUGACGUUACCGCCCCUGAACUCACCCCAUUAAAAGAAGACUGGCAGGUUGUUGGAGACGAUGAUGAUGAUGAUGAAGGCGGUGAUGAAGGUCUCCGAAACAGAAAGCCACCAGGUCACGGAGGAACGCACGUAAAGUCGAACCUGUUCCACUCGCCCGCAGAGAAACGGAGAAAGUUUUAGCACCCCUGCGGCGAGCGGGAUGGAAAAUCACGUGCUGUUUGUUUUCACCAGCAGGGGGCGACAAGAAUAAUCCUCUUACUGGCAGUGAACGUGUUUUAUUACGCUUUAAUUCCUCACAUAGUCACACUAAGAUGCUGAUUGCUUCAUUUUAUAAUAUAUUUAUAUUAUUAAUAUCAUUAUAUAUAUUAUUAAUAUAUAUUUAAUUGCUUAUAUUCCGCUUAAUUCAUUUCAUGACCGUAGAUGCAUCGCAUGAGCGGCGCUGAAUAUGAUCACUGUUUUAUGAGAGCUGAGAGCGAACUGCAGAUUAAAAUGUAAACAAAUCUGUUGCUCAAGGGUCCAACGGUGCCGUUGGGGUGCUGGUGGGGCUCAAACCCUUUUUAAUUUUCUGAUUACUAGUCCAGGUAUAAUAAUAGUAUAAUAAUAAUAACAGUUCACUGCCUGUAAGAGGAGACGUUCAGUACUGGUGUAAAACCUGCAGCAUUUUAAAUUCUUUUAUCUUCAAAGCUUUUUUAUUUUUGUGCAUUUUUUAUACACAAAAGUGUUUUUGAAUUCCAGAGAGUUUGAUCAUGACACUGAUUACGUCGCUGUUUCCAUCAUGUUUAUCAUUUAUUAUUAUGUGAAAGCGCAUUAACCAGGGUGGAGAGGAGAACAGGUUAAAUUUCAUCAUUCGGUCACAAACCUGCAUCACUGCCGCUUCUGAUACUCUUAUUUUAUUCAUAAAUAAUCCAUAUUGUUUUAUUUUUGUUUGCUAGCGCUUCAGAUUUGUAGAUAAAUGGGCGAUAAGUGUAAACAGGUGAGACGUCCGUGUCCUGUAGUGUGACAAAUCCUCACACUGAACUAAUUUAGUCCAAAACCCUUCAUAAAGUGUAUUUAAUACUUCAGCAAUCAUGAGAGCAAAUUCAGUUUUGUGUCACUGCAACAGAAGUAUUUAGACACUGCUCCUAAAGACUGACACACCCGUUCCUAUCAGAUAUAUAAAAUAGAUUAUACACCUUAAAAUAUGUGUGUAAAGUUUGGGAACGUCUCGAUCUCCCUUUGCUCCAGUAUGCCUGUUUGAUCGAGCACAAAACCAGCCCAACAAGCUCUACAGAAAACCACUGGGAUGAAUUGGAAUGCUGAUUGAGAGGAAGGCUGUCCUUGCCUUAACUUAGCUGAGACAUUUAUCCAAAGUGACUUACAGUACUGUGACAGUAUAUUGUCUAACCAACUGAGACUUAGGGGGCCUUGUUCAAGGGCCCAACAGUGGCAACCUGGCAGUAGUGGGGCUUGAACAAGCGACCUUUCGAUUACUAAUCCAGUACCUUAGCCACUAAGCUACACCUGCCCUUAAACAGAGGUCAGAACGAACGCUGGUCAGUGAUGCAACAUGAUGGUUUGUGAGUGACUGAUUAACACCAACACAGAUACCCAAAUGUACCAAAUCAGGGCGUGUCCACUAAUCUACCUACGACAUCAUGAUCCAAAAUCACACAAUCAUACACGCGCGGUCAGGGUGUGUUUAUUUAUUACGGGUGAACCAUGUUCACUUCUUUAUUUUCAUUAUAAACCGUCAUUUCAUCCACGACCAGAGUUCAGCUGUUAUUAUUCAAUCACUCAGAAUCAGGAUCAGAAUUCUUUGUUUUGGUUUUUUGGUGUGUGGUGUUGUUUUGGUGCUGCUUUGGCUCGACGUGGGAUCUCGUGAAUGCGCUGGUGAAUUUAUUUUUACUGAAAACGCUGCUUUUUGUUUAAACAUAAAAGAAAAUUAUUUUUA